CGCGUCCUGACGGCUGGGCCCGGCAUGCUCGGGAGCAGACGCGGUUCCGGGGGGGCCGCUGCCGCCAACGGCCUCUGCUUCGGGGGGAAGGGCUGUGCGCUGCCGGGCUGCCCAUGACCGGGAAGUCGCCCUCCGCCUCUCUGUACUCCUGGAGGGGCGCCUUGCUCCCGUGCCUCUCGGCCGCUGGGGCGAGGAAGAGGAAAGAAAUGAGCCGCCAGACCGCGACGGCGCUGCCUACCGGGACCUCCAAGUGCACGCCGUCCCAGAGGGUGCCCGCCCUCACCGGCACCACCGCGUCCAACAAUGACCUGGCCAGCCUCUUCGAGUGUCCCGUCUGCUUCGACUAUGUGCUGCCGCCCAUCCUGCAGUGCCAGAGCGGCCACCUCGUCUGCAGCAACUGCCGCCCGAAGCUCACGUGCUGCCCCACCUGCCGCGGCCCCCUGGGCUCCAUCCGCAACCUGGCGAUGGAGAAAGUGGCCAACUCGGUACUCUUCCCUUGUAAAUACGCCUCGUCCGGGUGCGAGGUCACGCUGCCCCACACGGAGAAGGCCGACCACGAGGAGCUCUGCGAGUUCCGGCCCUACUCCUGCCCGUGCCCCGGCGCGUCCUGCAAGUGGCAGGGCUCCCUGGACGCCGUCAUGCCGCACCUGAUGCACCAGCACAAGUCCAUCACCACCCUGCAGGGGGAGGACAUCGUCUUCCUGGCCACCGACAUCAACCUGCCCGGCGCCGUGGACUGGGUGAUGAUGCAGUCCUGCUUCGGCUUCCACUUCAUGCUCGUGCUGGAGAAGCAGGAGAAGUACGACGGGCACCAGCAGUUCUUCGCCAUCGUGCAGCUCAUCGGCACGCGCAAGCAGGCCGAGAACUUCGCCUACCGGCUGGAGCUCAAUGGCCACCGGCGGCGGUUGACUUGGGAAGCCACUCCGCGCUCCAUUCACGAGGGGAUCGCGACAGCCAUCAUGAACAGUGACUGUCUAGUCUUCGACACCAGCAUCGCACAGCUCUUUGCAGAAAAUGGCAAUUUAGGCAUCAAUGUAACUAUUUCCAUGUGCUGAAACGGCAAUCAGACACUUUCUGGCCAGUGUUGAAACCCAUCCCAUUCAGCUUCACGGAGAACCGGCGCCUUCCGCCUGCGACCGGGACUUCGGGCGGGCGGGGCCGGUCGCGGGAAGGUGAACGGAAGAGAGGCUGUUAAAUCCGGGAGACAGUUGCAUGUAGUAACACUAAUAUAUUUAAAAUAAGUCAACAGUAAACCACUGAGAAAAAAUAUAUAUAUAUACACCCAAGAUGGGCAUCUUUUGUAUUAAGAAAGGAAGCAUUGUAAAAUAAUUCUGAAUUUGUGUUCGUUGUAGAUUGAGUGUCCUGUUGGAAAUACUGGGUUUUGUUUUUUGUUUCUGCCGGAGUGCAUGCGUGGGCGAGUGUGCGAGUGUGUGUGCGAGUGCGUGCGUGUGUGCGCCUUCGGGUUUUCCUGUAACUGACAAGCCAUGUGCGUGGUCGCGGCCACUGCUGCCCCUCUCCGAGUCAAUGUGUAGUGCUGCUGUGUGUGUGUGUUGGCUCAUUUUUAUUAAUUCUAGUUUUUCAUUAAAUAAAUUUGACUUUCUUUUCUGUAAUUCAGGCUUUCCCCAAUUUUUUUUUGUACCUUUUUAAAGUUAGUGUCUUUUUGAUAUGCAUAAUUGUUUAUGGUAAAGUUUAUACAUGUGUGCUCCAUGCUAUUUUUCUCCCCGUUAAUCAGUUCAUUAGACAUACUUUAAAUUCAGUUGUUUCUGUGGAAAGUUCCAGAAAGGAGAGGUGGUGUCGGAAGAAUUACCAGAAGCUAUUAUGAGCAGCUGUAGGAGGGUCGUUCUUUCUUUUUCUCCAGUGGAGUCGGAUCUCCAAACUUACUCUCUGAGAGGUUAGAAUAUACUGAUUUUUUUAAAACACUAAAAGAAAUAGGCUAUUAUUUUUCCAAAUAUUUUGGACAAAUCACAUGUUUAAAAUUUGUUCUUGUAUUUAUUGGUUUUGAAAAAGAAGGCAUUGUCUUACACAGUAUUUGUAAUUAAAAGCAAAUCAUUUGUUUUAAAAAAAUGGCAGUUUGCAAAAAAAAUGUUUGUGGUCUUUUAUAAUUCUCAUUAAAAGAAUAUCUGGCAAA
Phyllostomus discolor (pale spear-nosed bat) is the source of this 2128-nucleotide messenger RNA. It is a transcript of the gene SIAH1, whose product is annotated as siah E3 ubiquitin protein ligase 1. Lineage: Eukaryota; Metazoa; Chordata; Mammalia; Chiroptera; Phyllostomidae. The record is from RefSeq and is a predicted model, not a curated record. Gene Ontology annotation, cellular component: cytoplasm. Bases 114 to 1055 code for a protein of 313 amino acids. The transcript is spliced from 2 exons. Gene Ontology annotation, biological process: multicellular organism development; proteasome-mediated ubiquitin-dependent protein catabolic process. Gene Ontology annotation, molecular function: ubiquitin protein ligase activity; ubiquitin conjugating enzyme binding; zinc ion binding.